This is a messenger RNA of Aspergillus welwitschiae, 1293 nucleotides long. RefSeq lists its product as uncharacterized. NCBI's taxonomy places the organism in Eukaryota, Fungi, Ascomycota, Eurotiomycetes, Eurotiales, Aspergillaceae. The transcript has 3 exons. Bases 1 to 1293 code for a protein of 430 amino acids. The record is from RefSeq and is a predicted model, not a curated record.
AUGGAUCCCAUAAUCAAAAUACCCGGAGCAUAUCCUCGUGACUUCACCGAAUACCGAUCAAGCCCCUUGAUCGUGAAUAAACUCAUCAGUGGCGCAUACUUCACGGAAUUCACUCCUCAGGUCACAGCCCUGCUAUCGAAUUAUGAUGCUCGCGUGCCUCGCGAAACUGCGCGUAGCAUUUUCAACAAGCAGUCAAAUACCGCCGCCAUGAUCCUCAGUUGUCUGAAUAGAAUUGUUGGAGGUAUUGUGAACGUCACCUGUUUGCUUGUGUGCUUCGUGUACUCGAAAUAUUGUGACUUCAGGUACACAUCCCAGUCAGGAAAUAUUCUGGACUACGAAACAGUCACCAAAAUGCUCAAACCUAUACUCCUUCUGCUCGCAGGCUACGAAGCAGCCCAGGUAUACUCAAUCACCACAGACGGAGGAGUCUUAAACGGAGAAAUAGCGGUGCAUGCCUGGGGGCACGAUUUCGAACUCGCCUGUGAUUUGAAGCGGUACGAGAAAUCGCUGGCGCAUCAUGAGUGCGAAGACGAUCAUCUCUCCAAGACAAUGGGUAGGGUUAUUCGCGCGAUGGGACACAGUCAUAAUAAGCUCACCUACAUAAUGGCCACAGCUGUCCUGACUGAAUGCAUCUGCAACAUUCUACAAGUUGGCAGCCGCCAUGGACUGGCGGUCCUGAUGGCAUGUAUUCUCACAGUUUUAUUUGCAGCAGCGGAAGAUUACGUUAAUUGCUCUACUACGCCUGUGAAAGAGCGUCGCGAGGCGACUCUUCGGGACUUGAUGAUCAGUGCAUUGAAGAAGAGUAGUAUUCGCUAUGCUAAGGUUCAGAGUAUGUGGACUUCUCAGAAGCAGAGUACUAGCGACUCAGGAGUACUGGAAAAGUACCUUAUCAACGGAUUGAAGGCACCCAUCACAGGAACCGUUCACGAUGUAUAUGUGACUCACUAUAGAUGUGGGAUCGUUGUCCAGCGGUCUGCCCCCGAAGAGGAUACCGUCGCUCUCGCCAGCCCUGCUGAGUCUUCGGAUGAUGUUCAAGAAGGAUACAUGGUCUCCUACGGCAUUCGGUACUUAGCGGAGGUGAACCCGCAGGAUCAGCAAGCCAUAGCGAAGGGGAUUGGUAGAUCGUGGACAUGUUUGGACCAGACCAGUACAUUGAUAUUGACCGAGUGUGAUAUUUCUGACGAGCACGCGGACUUUUACUUCGAUUUUGAUGCAUGGAGCGAUGAUGACAAUGAUGACGACGAGGAGGAAGAGGGCAUUGAGAUCAACGGCUCGCUGAAUGGGUUUCUAUAG